AUGCAACAACCCCUAAUCCGCCCAGGAGACAACCGGGCCGCCUACUCCUACACUCUGCAGCCUACGGAGGACCAUGACGAACAGGAACAUCGGGAUGGUAAUAAUACAAGGGGGCGAAAAUCGCCUGUAUGGCGAUCGGAUAGCACCCCGAACUACAAGCCAACGGCGCUGCGAUGGCCGUUCAUCGGUACCGUCAUAGCACUUCUGCUCGUGGCCAUCGUGCUGGUCAUCGUCGCCGAGAGGCAAAUGCCAAACUCGGACAGCAAUGUCCAGAUACUGGGCGUUCAUCCCAAUGCCACACAGCCUGUCCGGUUCGCACGAGCUGUGUUCGACGCGUCAACACCUGAGGGCACCAAGAAGCAGCUCUACGGCCAACGAGCAGAUGAGGGUCUUGGCCCAGAGCGUUACAGAAACAAGUUCCCGACUACCAACGCCCCCCUUUGUUACUGGAUUGCCGCUACUAAAUCCUCGUCGACCACCUCAAGUUCCACGAGCACAACGGCCAGCCUCCCAAGCGGCGCCCGGCUAAUUCCUAUCUCUACCUCGGUUUCCAAGUUCACAACCAGCAUUACCGUGCCGAUAACAACAGUCACCCACACGUCGGUCUUCACGUCAGUCCACACGAUCAUAUUCACCACCGACACAACACUCGAGACAGAAUGGUUGUCCAGCGUGACCAUUGUUGGCCCCACGACGUUUUACUCCCACUUUACGACCAAUGGAACCCAGGCCAGCAUGCCCGUGUCGACCGCGACGCACACCUACAUCAGCCUUAUCACGGUGACUGAUACCGAGACCGUCGGCGUUGUCGCGUCAACUGCGACUAGCACCGGAACGGUUACUGCAACCAGCACCAUCACCGGCGUCGUCAUACCCAGCGUUGGGGAGGUCACUAUCACUUACUACAGAACGGUCUUCCCACCAGAGGAAGUGCCGGUGACUCAACCCCCAGACCCUGUGAAGGUGACGGGCGUGGAAGUUAUCGAAGGGAGCGCCGUGGAUGUUGUGCAGUCACAAGGACCUGUUGUCGUGGUUGUCAGCCCCUCAAACAAGAUUGUGACCCAGGUUGUUGGUCCGCAGGUUAGCACGGGCGUGGCGCGAGUGGGAGGUUCCGUGGUUACGACUGUUUUGGUCAUCACUCCGACGGCGGGAGUGCCAGCCCAGGUGGUCACUAGAGUUGGCGGGACGCCAGUGACAAUCGUUGACAACCCGGACCCGGUGACUGUAGUGACGGUCAUUGAUGGCGCCCAGCGCACUAUCGUCGAGACCCCGCCUCCUCAGACCGUCGUGACGGUACAAGGGGGCGUCGUCACCACGAUUAUGGGGGACCAAUCUAUUACCAGCACUAUCAUCGGAAAUGUUGGGGGUACGCCGAACACCCAGGUGUUUGUUACCACGCCUUCUGGACCGCCGUUCCAACCCGUCUCGUACACGGUUGUCAGAGAAGCCGGAGGAACGUUGUUCACAGAAGUGGUUGUCACUACUCCGACCGCUGCCGGUCAACCACUUACGCUUACUGCUGUCGAUAUCGUCGGGGGAACACCGGUCACGCAAGUUGUGGUUACGACUGUUAACGGGGCUGUGGUCCGGCCAGUUUCCUUCACCAUCACGACCAACGUGGGCGGUACCCCGACGGUUAUCACCGUAACGCCGUCACCAACGACGAUCGUGGAAACCAUCAAUGGGACCCCCAUCACCCGGGUUACCACUCCACCAGUAACCAGCUUCACCACGACCAUUGGUGGCACCUUGACGACUCAAGUCGUCGUCACGACCCCAACCGGCACCGAGCCCAUCACCCUAACCGUCGUGUCCACAUCCGGCGACUCCCUCAGCACCUUCACCACCACCAUCCCGCCAACCACCCGGCUCACCACCAUCUCCGGCACCGUACGAACCAUCACCUCCACCCCCUCACCCAGCACAAUCCUCUCCACCCUCCCCCCCACCACCCGCACCUUCACCUCCACCGCCACCGCAACACACACCACCUCCACCCCCCUCCCCACCAUCAUCUCCUCAACCCGCACCUACCGCUGGACCGAAGCCGACAUCUUCCUCGGCACUUUCCUCCCGCCCCUCCUCGGCGUCGCGCUCGUAAUCCCCCUCCGCAUCCUAGACCUCAACGCCAAACUCUACCAACCCUUCCAAUCCCUCACCCACCCCCCCACCACCUCCCAUCAUUUCACCACCACCACCCCACCAUCCCCCGCAACCCACCCCCUCCUCCAACAACACACCGGCCUCCUGGCCCUCACCACCCCACUCACCCUCCUCCUGCACCCGCCACACCACCCCAUCCCCUUGCUCACCACCCUCGCCGUAGCACUCGCCUCCCUCGCCGCGCCCCUCGCUGCCGAAGCCGUCGGGCUCAAGCUGCACGGCGCGUGCUGGGCCAACACGGCGAGCGCGGGGUGCGCGCCGGCGCUGGGGGUGAGUGUCGCGCCGGCGUAUGUGUUGGUGGGCGUGUUGGUGGUGGUGGUGGGGUUGGUGGGGGUUGUGGGCUGGGUGGUGGUGGUGGGGGGGUGGGUUACCGGCGUGAGGGCGAGUCCGUGGUCUCUUGCGGGGGUUGCGUCGUUGGCGGGGGGUGGGGGGGAGUAUGGGAUUGUGCUGGUGGAUGAGGCGGGGGAGGGGUUUCGUCGGGGGGAGGGUGGUGGUGUGGGUGAGGGUGAGGAGGGGUUUUAUGAGGAUGAGGUGGUGGGGGGUAAACGGGGCAGUCGACGCCAGCAGCAGUUGCCGUUUAUGACGCUGCGGUAUCCGUGGCGGAUCGCGUUCAUCCUCUUCCAGCUGGCCCUGCUCGUUUUUAUCAUCUACUACCACGCCUACUACCGCGGUGGGGUCCGCGACAACGGCCGGUUAUGGCUCUUCCUCAACUCCAAUCACUUCGGUGUGCGGUUCGUGUCUGCCAUCAUCGGCGUCAUCAUCGCCUUUUGCUGGCAAUCUUUCUUCCUCAGCGUCAGCACAAUGACGCCCUUCCACCUCCUCUCGCAACGCACCCAACCCCCCGGCCCCUCCAUCCUCUUCACCCCCCCAACCAACCCCUUCUCCGGCCUGUACUCUGCCAUCCGCCACCGCCAGCCCUUCCUCUUCGCCGUAUCCCUCGCCGCGGCCCUCUCCGAGUUCCUCCCCGUCGUGCUCUCCAACGUGCCCUUCAACCUCGCGCAGACGGGCACGGCGGCGACGGUCUGCGCCGUGCUGAGCUGCGUCGCGCUGGGCCUGCUGCUCGCCGUGCUGGCCGCGUCCUUCGCCGUCCGCUACCCGCCCAUGCCUGUUGAUCCACGCAGUGUGGCGGGCCUGUUGUGGUAUGUCGCGCGGAGCGGGAUGUUGGCGGACUUUGCGGGGGUGUCGAGGUUGGAUGGGGAGGAGAGGGCGCGGAGGGUGGGGGAGAUGGGGAGGCGGUACUUUUAUGGGGUGUUGGUGGGUGACGAGGAGGGGAGGAGGCUCGGGGUGGAUUGUGACAUUGGGGGCGGAGGGGAGGAGGAGAUGGGGUAUAGGGGUGCUGGGGGGCCUACAUACAUACACUCGAGGGGGUAG
Molecule: messenger RNA, 3534 nt
Organism: Chaetomium fimeti
Lineage: Eukaryota; Fungi; Ascomycota; Sordariomycetes; Sordariales; Chaetomiaceae
Exons: 5
Coding region: 1-3534 (1177 amino acids)
Source: RefSeq, a predicted model, not a curated record